Molecule: messenger RNA, 1501 nt
Organism: Paramecium octaurelia
Lineage: Eukaryota; Ciliophora; Oligohymenophorea; Peniculida; Parameciidae
Source: the annotation of a GenBank genome assembly
AUGGACAUUUUUACAGAGUAACUGUUGUAACAAAUUAACGAGUCUCAUAUAAUUGCUAGAGACUCUAUCAAAUUGAUAGUUCAUUUGGGAAGUGUAAUAGUGGGUGAAAAAUAUAUAUAAUCCUAAAUGCCUUGGAUUGGUUAUCAGUGGUUUUAAGAUCAAGUCAAGACCCUUACUAAAAAGCACUAUAUAUCAAAUGAUGAUUAUGAUGACACUAUAUUCGAGGAUGACGAACCCAAUCCUGUGAACAUUGAUCACUGGAGAAGAUGUCAAGGACAAGUUGCAUUAGUAAAGUCUUAGGAACAUUCUCCCAUUCGGAGAAGCGAGACGAAGAGAUUAACCAAAAUAUCAAUGGGAUAAACUUAAAGCAACGUAGAUCUCUAUGAAUGCUAAUUAAUCAAGAUGGGUGAGUUGGAUGAUGAUAUUGAUUUUGACCCAAACAUUGAAAGCAUGAGAUAAGCUAAAUUGAGGUAGAUGUAAAUACAAUAGCUAAAGUUGUAAAAUGAUAAGAUAAAAAACUAAGAGGUUCAAGAAUAAACUAGACAACUUAAGCGAUUGAAUGUUGACUCUAAAUGUACAAAUACUAUUUUUAUACUCAGCUAAAUAUACAUAUGACUUUGAGGGUAAAGUAAUUGUCUAAAAACCACCUGAUAUUGAUAGAUAUCCAAAGUCUCAUUAAAACAUUCAAGAAAAAAGAAAUCUUGUUGAAGUGAGAGACCUCAUUCCUAAUCAUAAGCUAUAAUCUGAAUUAAUCUCUUCCGGGAAAAGAUAGAGUGCCUAUUAAAACUCUAUGAAUCAAUUUGCAGUCAAAACCACAGUACCCUAGAUAGACUUAAUAGUUAUGAAAGAGGGAGUCUCAUUUUAUGACGGCAAAUCUGAAAAGAAAAAAGAUAGACCCUUGCCCUUAAUCGACAUUAAAGACAAUAGUGAAUUGCAGAAUACCCUUUUGAAUCAAAAUGUACACAUGACAAAGUUAGAAUACCAAACCAUAACAAAUUCAUAAUAAUCUAACAACCAAUUUCAAAACAAAACUCUAUAAUUAUCCAUCUCGCAACCCCAGAUCCAACAGAGUAAAACUAGUAGAACAUUUUAGGAAGAUCAACCCUAAAUGCAAAAUAAUGAUAGCCUACUCAGCUUUCGAUAACCUAAAACUACUGUCAAUCAUUCAAUCACAUCCAACAUCUUAUAAAAAUUAAAUGGUUCCAUUUCAAUACUCAGUGAAGAAUAAUUAGAUGGAUUAAUCAUUUAAUCUAGUGACCUCAACAAAUAAAAAGAGCAUCCUUUAUUUAUUAAAAAACCUACAAUUGAAAUUGCUAAGCCCACCUAACCUGUUCCUACUAUCACCCUUGAAUUACCCUAAAUACCACCCAAUGCCUUGGCCAAUAGUGUAAGCAAAUUGCCUCGCUCUUUUCAAUCUAUUGGGACAUUCCCAAAAUUACUAUCAAAACAUCCAAGAGAACGUAUUUCUAAACAAGUUAUGAAUAUAAUAAAUAUUAAAUGA